This is a messenger RNA of Ricinus communis (castor bean), 1606 nucleotides long. RefSeq names its product alcohol dehydrogenase-like 6. The transcript has 10 exons. The record is from RefSeq and is a predicted model, not a curated record. Bases 186 to 1343 code for a protein of 385 amino acids. Gene Ontology annotation, biological process: formaldehyde catabolic process. Gene Ontology annotation, molecular function: S-(hydroxymethyl)glutathione dehydrogenase [NAD(P)+] activity; zinc ion binding. NCBI's taxonomy places the organism in Eukaryota, Viridiplantae, Streptophyta, Magnoliopsida, Malpighiales, Euphorbiaceae. Gene Ontology annotation, cellular component: cytosol.
UGCCAAACAGCUAGGAGUUGAAUGACAAUGACAUUGUCUUUCAUCAACCACUCUCUCUCUUUCCCUCUUCACCUACUACGAGUCCAGUCCUUCAGCUACCUCUCUUGUAUUAAAUCAUUCUACUGGCCCUUUUCUUUAUUAUAUAAUCUUGUUACUUCUAUUUUCUCCAUUUCUCAACCAUCAUAAUGUCAACUUCCUCCAUCAACAACAACAAUGUCAUCACCUGCAAAGCUGCGGUGGCGUGGGGGCCUGAGGAGGCAUUGGUGAUGGAGGAAGUGGAAGUCAGCCCACCUCACCCUUAUGAGAUCAGAAUCAAAGUGGUUUCGACCUCUCUUUGCCGCAGCGAUAUCAGUGCUUGGGAGUCUCAGGCGCUUUUUCCUCGGAUAUUUGGCCAUGAAGCAUCAGGGAUUGUUGAGAGCGUUGGUGAGGAAGUGACUGAAUUUGGAGAGGGGGAUCAUGUGCUCACAGUCUUCACAGGAGAAUGCCAGACUUGCAGACAAUGUACAUCAGGUAAAAGCAACAUGUGCCAAGUACUGGGUCUAGAAAGGAGAGGUGUAAUGCAUAGUGACCAGAGGACUCGCUUCUCAAUUAAAGGGAAGCACGUUUAUCAUUAUUGUGCGGUUUCAAGUUUCAGUGAAUAUACUGUGGUGCACUCUGGGUGUGCUGUCAAAGUUGGCUCAGCUGCACCUUUGGAGAAAAUAUGCCUCCUGAGUUGUGGAGUAGCUGCAGGUCUGGGUGCAGCUUGGAAUGUCGCUGAUAUUUCCAAAGGAUCAACGGUAGUGAUAUUUGGCCUUGGAACUGUAGGCCUUUCUGUUGCACAAGGAGCUAAACUCAGAGGGGCAUCUCAAAUAAUUGGUGUUGACACGAAUCCUGAAAAACAGGAGAAAGUUCUUUUGGUGGGUACAGCAAAAGCUUUUGGAAUAACACAGUAUAUCAACCCAAAUAAAUGUAAUGAACCUAUUCAACAGCUUAUUAAAUGUAUUACCAAUGGAGGGGCAGAUUACUCAUUUGAAUGCGUUGGUGACAGUGGAAUGAUAACUACAGCGUUACAAUGUUGCUGCGAUGGGUGGGGGUUAACAGUUACUCUUGGUGUACCAAAAUUGAAACCUGAAAUAUCUGCUCACUAUGGGCUGUUUUUGAGUGGAAGAACAUUGAAAGGAUCUUUAUUUGGAGGAUGGAAACCUAAAUCAGAUCUUCCUUCACUAGUGGACAUGUAUAUGAAAAAGGAAAUUCAGAUUGAUGAGUUCAUCACACACAAUCUGCCAUUUGAAGAUAUCAACAAAGCAUUCAAUCUCAUGAAAGAAGGGAAAUGUUUACGUUGUGUUAUUCACUUGUCAAAAUAGCUCUCUCUCUCUCUCUCUCUCUCUCCAUGAACUUAGUGAUCUGGAAAGCCAGUGCCUGAAGUUUUCUGGAUUUUAUGGUUUUCUUUUUUUUCUUUUUCUUUACGGAUUCUGGGUACAUGGCUAGACACAGAAAAAUAGAUUGAAAAUGUCCUUACAACUUACAAGUAAUAAAUUAAUUCCAUUUUCUGUUCAAAAACCAAGGGAAUGAGAUAAAAAGAAAAAAGGCCACCAAAGUGUUUGGGCAUGAAUAGGUUGUUCAGAAA